CGAGCGGCGGGCGCGGUCACGUGGGGGGCGGGGCGCGGGGCGGCUCCCAGUCACUCUCCGGGCGGCCGCGGGCAGGGUCGGAGCCGAGAUGGAGCCUCCCCGGCGGCCGGUGGUGGUGACGGGGUUUGGCCCAUUUGGAGAACAUGCUGUUAACGCCAGCUGGAUUGCAGUUCAGCACCUUGGAGCCCUAGUCAUGGACCAGGAUCCUGUGGUGCUAGGCGCUGUACACACACAGGACCCACAGGAGUUUACAAUCCAACUCUAAGACAAGAGACGACAGAUGGAUACAGACACGCUGGGAGUACAAAUAAAGAAUGAGUGAGCUGGAGAAGCUGGGCUUGGGAGAUGGUGUGGAUCUGUAUGUAUAUGAAAUCCCAGUUGAAUACCAAACAGUACAAAGACUAAUUCCCGCAUUGUGGAAAAAACACAGUCCACAAUUGGUGGUUCAUGUGGGUGUAUCAGGUAUGGCUACAACCGUAACAUUGGAAAAAUGUGGGCAUAACGUAGGAUACAAAGGCUUAGACAACUGCCGUUUCUGUCCAGGCUCUCAGUGUUGUGUAGAAGGUGGCCCAGAAUGCAUCGAUUCGAUUAUUGACAUGGAUGCAGUUUGCAGGAGAGUCUCAACACUGGGACUUGAUGUCACGGUUACUAUAUCCAAGGAUGCUGGCAGAUAUCUCUGUGAUUUCACUUACUAUACUUCCUUAUACCAGAGCCAUGGCAAGUCUGCAUUUGUUCAUGUGCCUCCACUGGGAAAACCAUAUACUGCAGAACAGCUGGGCCGGGCACUACAGGCUAUCAUAGAAGAAAUGCUUGAUGUUUUGAAGCAUUCUGAAGGCAAAAUCAAUUGUCGCCAUGAACACUGAAGCUGGGCAAAACUCCUACCACUGUUGCACUUCCAAAAAUCUUCCCCACUACUAAGUACUGGGGAAGCAGCCUGUCUGAAAUGUACAGAAAAAGAAUCAGAGACUACAGAAUGAAAGUUAAUUCCACUUCCAGCAAUUCUGUGACCACCUUUUCUUCCUGUGUGAAUUUCACCUUAAACAAGAAAGUAUUUCAAGUCUUUCUUUUAAACCACCUGCAACUACUUAUUUCCUGAAGUGGCUGAAAAAUGUGUGCUGUGUUUCCUACAGAGGAUCUCUGUAAAUCAAGUGACAGCUAUUGAGCAGUCUAAUACAGUGCAGAUGGAAAGGUUUACACCUGGAAUCAGAGUUCGUGUGCAGGGAAUUGAUAAUACCAACUUCUGAUUAAAGUCCUUAGUUUAAAAGAUUUGCUGAUUUUUAAAAAAAUUAAUAGGUUUUAAUGUAAAAUUAUAGCUAUAAGCAGUUGGCAUAGAAGAUUGUGGGCUUAUUUGGGUUUUAAACAGUUCUUGUUUGGGAUGGGGAGUCAUUUAUAAUUGUUUUAGAGGGGCACUGAAUAUUUUUUGCCAGUCCUAAAAUACCUGUGCAUUAGUGUGGACUCCUGUUAAGACUUUAAUAGUGCUGCAAACAGAAGGGGAUACAUGGUUUUUAUUUCUCAUGUUGGGGAGUACUUGAGACACCCAACCUGCACCAAAUAUUUCUGAAAAAUGAUUUUUAUUGUGCUCUUAAUACCACCUUCCUUGCUCAGAUUAACCAUAUACCUCCUUUACGAAACACAUUGUUUCAUACGUGUAUAAAAUAAAACUUAUAGCGGUUGGAAAAGCUUUGCUAGUGACCACUGUUUCCACAGGGGUCUCUUUUCCCAGAACCUCAAUGCUAGAGCUUACCCUGCCCCCGUACCUUAAAAACAACUCGGUACUCUUUUUCCUUCUUUUUUUAUUGUAAAUGUUUGUUCUGUUUCGGGAUUGGAGGAAGAAUAACAUUUAAGGACUUGUCCGCACAGUGCGGCAAAGCACUCUAGCGGCUUGUGCUCCAGCUGUCCCUUGAAGACCCUGCUGGUACGCUCUAACAGGUUCCUAGUGCGCGUUGACGGAAUCCUGCUUCAACACUGAAUUCAUACACAGCACGUUAAAGUGCUUUACAAAUCACACCUCUCUAGAGUGCUUUAGCAUGCCAUGUAGACAAGCCCUGAAUUAAAUAUUAAGUUAGAGUCUUGGCUUAUAAUAGACAUAAAUAUGCCAAAAUGUGAGUGAAAGGCAACCCCGCCCCACAGCUAGCAGGCAUUCAGCCUCACCCACUACCACCCCUGCUGCAGACCCAGAGUUGCAAUGAUCUUGUUUACUCUGUGCUGAGCUCUGUGUUGGUGCUUCUCCUGGGGCACCGGGAAGGAAUGACCAGAAGGUACCACGGCUUCCAUUAUUAUCUGUAUUGUCUCCGAGGCCCCCAUUGGGCUCCACUGGGCUAGGUGCUGUACACAUCCACACACUGGUUCCUGCUGCAAAGAGACUCCUGCAGCUCUGAUUUUCAGUCCCGUGCCUCAGUUCCCAGUCAAAGUAUCAGAACUCCUCUAGUGGCCUACAGCCAGUAGAAAAGCAGUCUGAUUCUCCACUGCCUUGCCUUUCUGGCCAUUAUCCACACCAGUGCAAACCAAUUCUGAUCCAUCUACACUAGGAAAAUCAGGACCCAGGGUUCUCUGCUGGGGUCACUCACCCCAGUGAUAGCAAACAUGCACUUUUCUGACUGGCCCGUUCUAGUCUCAAAACCAGUUGUAGAGGCCAUGAUGCAUCAGGGGCAAGUACAUGCCCCCAUUCUAGCUGCAGCCUCUUGGGCAGCAAAACUUUCCGCACGGGCGGUGUUGUGGGCCUGGUCCCAUUCUAUACGUUUUUAAGAAAGCCCUUCUCGGCAUGUAUAAACUGAACCUUGUAUUUUAAAAUUUCACUCCAAAGGGGCAUUUCUGGAUGGCCUCCAGGUGCCCUCUGUGUGGUGAGAUGAUCUCAUUCGUUAACACUGAGGCUAGGUCUGACGUGCUGCUUGCUCAGCAGACUUUCCAAAUGCAGCACUUGGAAAGACGGGUCUCGUGUUCUAGCCAAGAUUCAAAAAGGUCUUUGAACUAGUAGUGUGUGACCUUGACUCUAAAUUGUGAUGUAAGGGAAAGGUGCGUCAUGCCACAACAAAAGGUUAAAUUGGCACUAGCUAGCAUGUCUUGUUAGGGAGCCAUUUAAAUAAGAACUUAUGUGACUAGUUCUAAUACUUUUACUAAAAUAGAUAUUAAACUACGUUUUGAAACCUG
Molecule: messenger RNA, 3147 nt
Organism: Chrysemys picta bellii (western painted turtle)
Lineage: Eukaryota; Metazoa; Chordata; Testudines; Emydidae
Source: RefSeq, a predicted model, not a curated record